Ylistrum balloti is the source of this 2082-nucleotide messenger RNA. Its product is annotated as SUMO-activating enzyme subunit 1-like. Gene Ontology annotation, molecular function: SUMO activating enzyme activity. The transcript is spliced from 9 exons. Gene Ontology annotation, cellular component: cytoplasm; SUMO activating enzyme complex. The record is from RefSeq and is a predicted model, not a curated record. The coding region runs from base 1 to 1065 and encodes 354 amino acids. Lineage: Eukaryota; Metazoa; Mollusca; Bivalvia; Pectinida; Pectinidae. Gene Ontology annotation, biological process: protein sumoylation.
AUGGGAGAACAACAAACAAUUACAGAAGAUGAGGCUGCGCUUUAUGAUCGCCAAAUUCGACUUUGGGGCCUUGACGCCCAAAGAAGGUUGCGUGCAUCAAGAGUGCUUUUGAUAGGAAUGCGAGGUUUAGGUGCAGAAGUAGCCAAGAACAUUGUGUUAUCUGGAAUCAAGUCCCUUACUAUGCUGGAUGACACAGAGGUAACAGAAGAAGAUUCCUGCUCACAGUUCCUGCUGCCCAGGUCAGAUGUUGGUAAAAAUAGGGCUGUUUGUUCACUGGAGCGAACCCAGCAGCUCAACCCAAUGGUUACAGUGACCGCUGACUCAGGAAGAGUUGCUGACAAAGAUAGUGACUUCUUCACUCAGUUUGAUGUGGUGUGUGCUACGUGUUGUGGUCCCUCCCAACUUGAACGCAUCAACAAAAUUUGUGCUGACAAUGGAAUUAAGUUCUAUGCAGGAGAUGUAUUUGGUUACUAUGGCUACAUGUUCUCGGACCUUGGUGAUCAUGAAUAUGCAGAGGAAAUCCCUAAGAAGCCAGCAAAGAAGGAAGAGGGUGGGGAUGGUGAGCCAGCUGCUAAGAAAAGUAAAUCUGAGGAGCCAGAAACAGUUGUAGUGAAAAAGGAGGUGGUCACUUGGAGAGUGAAUGUGACCGGACCCAUGAUCAAAGAGAGGGCGUUAAAAUUUGUCGAGGACUUAAAAAAUGACACAUUUCUGUCUUGUCUUAUGGAGAUUGACGAUCUGAUAGCAAAUGAAUUUUUUUUCAGAUUCAUGGAGAAGUUUGGAAGACGACCUGCUGUGAAAUCACAUGAUCAUGAUGUGGAAAAACUGACAGCUUUGAGAUCUGAAACAAUGGAGGAUCUGAAAGUUGGAACAAAAACAGUACCAGAGGAUUUCACAAGCCACUGUUUUUCUGAGCUCAGUCCAGUCUGCGCUGUGGUUGGGGGAAUCCUUGGACAGGAAAUCAUCAAGGCUGUCUCACACAAAGAUAAACCUCACAACAACUUCUUUUUCUACAAUGGUGUGGAAGGCAGUGGACUGGUGGACCAGAUCGGAGCAGCAACUUCCUGAUGUCAGACUUCAAAAGCUUUGAAUGACGCAUAAUUUUUCAUUAUGGAUGGGAGAUCAUUUAUGUUUUAACAUGGGAUUUUCAGCAGUACAUGAACAUAGUUUUAGUGGGAAAGUGAAAAAUAGAUUGAGAUAUAAACAUGGUCAGGGAGGACAAUGAUUAUGAUAUAGACAUGGUUAGGGAGGAUAGUGAUUAUGAUACAGACAUGGUUAGGGAGGAUAGUGACUGAUAUAGACAUGGUUAGGGAGGAUAGUGAUUAUGAUAUAGACAUAGUUAGGGAGGAUAGUGAUUAUGAUAUAGACAUAGUUAGGGAGGAUAGUGAUUAUGAUAUAGACAUGGUUAGGGAGGAUAGUGAUUAUGAUAUAGACAUGGUUAGGCAGUGAUUAUGAUAUAAACAUGGUUAGGGAGGAUAGUGAUUAUGAUAUAGACAUGGUUAGGGAGGAUAGUGAUUAUGAUAUAGACAUGGUUAGGGAGGAUAGUGAUUAUGAUAUAGACAUGGUUAGGGAGGAUAGUGAUUAUGAUAUAGACAUGGUUAGGGAGGAUAGUGAUUAUGAUAUAGACAUGGUUAGGGAGUGAUUAUGAUAUAGACAUGGUUAGGGAGGAUAGUGAUUAUGAUAUAGACAUAGUUAGGGAGGAUAGUGACUGAUAUAGACAUAGUUAGGGAGGAUAGUGAUUAUGAUAUAGACAUGGUUAGGGAGGAUAGUGAUUAUGAUAUAGACAUAGUUAGGGAGGAUAGUGAUUAUGAUAUAGACAUGGUUAGGGAGGAUAGUGAUUAUGAUAUAGACAUGGUUAGGGAGGAUAGUGAUUAUGAUAUAGACAUGGUUAGGGAGGAUAGUGAUUAUGAUAUAGACAUGGUUAGGGAGGAUAGUGAUUAUGAUAUAGACAUGGUUAGGCAGUGAUUAUGAUAUAGACAUGGUUAGGGAGGAUAGUGAUUAUGAUAUAGACAUGGUUAGGGAGGAUAGUGAUUAUGAUAUAGACAUGGUUAGGGAGGAUAGUGAUUAUGAUAUAGACAUGGUUAG